Messenger RNA from Equus caballus (horse), 1631 nucleotides. RefSeq names its product choline kinase beta (gene CHKB). Gene Ontology annotation, molecular function: ethanolamine kinase activity; choline kinase activity. Gene Ontology annotation, cellular component: cytoplasm. Lineage: Eukaryota; Metazoa; Chordata; Mammalia; Perissodactyla; Equidae. The record is from RefSeq and is a predicted model, not a curated record. Gene Ontology annotation, biological process: phosphatidylethanolamine biosynthetic process; CDP-choline pathway.
UGAGCUCGGCUGGGCGUUGGGCCCGGCCAAGCCCGCGCUAUGGCGGCCGAAGGGACAGCUGCGGCCGGAGGCGGGGCUGUCGGCGGCCGCUUGGCCAAGGACAGCUUGCUGCGGUCUAAGUGCCCCGACGCGGCCUCGAACGCGCGGCGCGGCUCAGCGCGGUCGCGUGACGCCGAGCGCCGAGCCUACCAGUGGUGCCGCGAGUACUUGGGCGGCGCCUGGCGCCGAGCGCGGCCGGAGGAGCUGAGGGUUGACCCCGUGAGCGGGGGCCUCAGCAACCUGCUGUUCCGCUGCGCGCUGCCGGACCACCUGCCCAGCGUGGGCGCGGAGCCGCGCGAGGUGCUGUUGCGGCUGUACGGGGCCAUCCUGCAGGUGAGGGCCGGCGCCGCCCCGGGGGGCAGGACCCCGAGGCUCGGGCGGGGCCUUGUCCGCUCCCGGGACGGCGUUCCAGGCAGAGGACGCGCCGGCUGCCGUGGGAGGAGAAGGCAGCCCCUCCUGUGUGUCGGUGCCGGUUUGCCUCCGGCCCCUUUGCUGUCCGUCUUCCUUCAGGGCGUGGAUUCCUUGGUCCUCGAAAGCGUGAUGUUCGCCAUCCUCGCAGAGCGGUCACUGGGGCCCCAGCUCUACGGAGUCUUUCCAGAGGGCCGGCUGGAGCAGUACAUCCCAAGUCGGCCCUUGACAACGCGUGAGCUUCGAGAUCCGGUGUUGUCAGCCGCCAUUGCCACGAAGAUGGCCCGCUUCCACGGCAUGGAGAUGCCUUUCACUAAGGAGCCCCACUGGCUGUUUGGGACCAUGGAGCGGUACUUAAAGCAGAUCCAGGAUCUGCCCCCGACUGGCCUCCCCCAGAUGAACCUGCUGGAGAUGUACAGACUGAAGGAUGAGAUGGGCAGCCUCAGGAAGUUGCUAGAUUCUACCCCAUCACCAGUGGUCUUCUGCCAUAACGACAUUCAGGAAGGGAACAUCUUACUGCUCUCAGAGCCAGAAGAUGUCGACAGUCUCAUGCUGGUCGACUUUGAGUACAGCAGUUAUAACUACAGGGGCUUUGACAUCGCGAACCAUUUUUGUGAGUGGGUUUAUGAUUAUACUCACGAGGAGUGGCCUUUCUACAAAGCACAGGCUGCAGACUACCCCACCCGGGGACAGCAGCUUCAUUUUAUUCGCCAUUACCUGGCGGAGGUAAAAAAAGGUGAGACCAUCUCCCGAGAGGAGCAGAAGAAACUGGAAGAAGAUUUGCUGGUAGAGGUCAAUCGGUAUGCUCUGGCAUCCCAUUUCUUUUGGGGUCUUUGGUCCAUCCUCCAGGCAUCCAUGUCCACCAUAGAAUUUGGUUACUUGGAGUAUGCCCAGUCUCGGUUCCAGUUCUACUUCCAGCAGAAGGGGCAGCUGACCAGCUUCCAUCCCUCGUCCUGACUCUCUACCUCCCAACUCCUUGGAUUUCUCCCGGAGCCUCCAGGGCAGGACCUUGGAGGGAGGGGCAAAGAGCAGGAAGCCCUGGGGACUGGGCUGAGCCCCCCGGAGUCAGACUGGGGUUGAGGAGGCUGACCUCACCCCAGGUUUGAGCAGGUCCUCACUGCAGGCGAGCGGGCGGGAGCCCCUGGGCUGUGUACCUAAAGACAAUAAACAAGCUCGUUCCCUCA